Messenger RNA from Diaporthe amygdali, 264 nucleotides. RefSeq lists its product as uncharacterized. The transcript is spliced from 3 exons. The record is from RefSeq and is a predicted model, not a curated record. NCBI's taxonomy places the organism in Eukaryota, Fungi, Ascomycota, Sordariomycetes, Diaporthales, Diaporthaceae. The coding region runs from base 1 to 264 and encodes 87 amino acids.
AUGCGAGAGAUGGCCGAAGUCGCCUUCGAGCGGCAUGAGCCCAUCAGCCCAACUGGCCGCAUGGCGCCCGUGUACCACUCGACGGCCGGCACGUUGCUCUGCGUCAGAGAGAACUCCCCGGACCCAGCGAAUACAGAAAGAAACCCCCCGCGGGGUGCCACAGCCUCGCAUAGGGCCAGCGGGACCGCACUUCUUCUGCGUGUGCCGCGCUGCUCUGGAUCUCUGCACACUAUAUGCGAAGAAGCUAUCGGUUCCAACCGGUAG